Messenger RNA from Lecanosticta acicola, 477 nucleotides. The record is from the annotation of a GenBank genome assembly. Lineage: Eukaryota; Fungi; Ascomycota; Dothideomycetes; Mycosphaerellales; Mycosphaerellaceae.
AUGACUCUCGGUGGUCCAGCUACGAAUUUUGGCGGCGACAUAAUCAGUACUAUCUCUGCGGGCGCCGUUACCAACGGAGCUAGUCCUUCAUACGGCAUGCGAAGAGAUCUAACCCUGCCAAUUGCUCCUGCUGUGAUUACUCUUCCGAACGAGUCGACUUUGACCGCACAAGUUGGCUCUCCGCUUUCCGUCGGAUCUCAAUCGCGAGCCCCCAGCGCUUUCCCAGCAACUCUCAGCGGCGAGACUCUCAUUUUCGCUCCCGACGGAGUUAUGACGAAUGGAAAGACUGUCCUGUAUGACGAUACAAAUACACUAUCACAGUCAACAGCAGCCGCUGUGCUGGCUCUCACAAACGGUCAAGCGACCAUUGUCGCUCCAGAUGCACUCCUCAUACCCAAUGGACGAAAGAAACCCCAGCUGGUAGACCUGCGUACAAAACGAAUGGUAUCACGAUCUCUGCAGCCACUAACGGCCUAG